AUGGCCAGAGGAGUAUUCACGCAGACGCCUAUAGGUGAAGGACCAUUCGUGGAGUAUCUGGUGGAGGAUGGGACGACACCGCUGAUCUUGGCCGCAGCGAAUGACCACCUCGAGUGUGUGAGGGAACUGAUCGGUGAAGGAGCAGACCCCAACGAAAGGAGAGCCACCGGGACCACAGCUCUGUUCUUUGCAGCCCAGGGAGGUUUCCUAGAAAUUGUCAAAGAGCUGUUAGAGGAGGGAGCACAAAAUGAUUUACCAAGCCAGGAUGGUGGAACACCAUUGUUUGUUGCAUGUCAGUGCAAUCAUCUCGACGUCGUGAAGGAGUUGGUAACGAGAGGAGCCAACAUCCACAGAACGAUGACGGACGGUGCUACACCUCUUUUCAUCGCAGCUCAGAACGGUCAUUAUAACAUGCUCAAGUACUUAAUAGCACAGGGAGCUAAGGUCGACCAGACGAGAAAGGACAAAGCCUCACCGUUGUGGAUAGCAGCUCAGAUGGGGCACAGUGAGAUCAUCCGGGAACUUCUUCUGUCCGGAGCCAAGGUGGAUGAGGCUAGGGAGGAUGGGGCGACCCCGCUCUUCAAGGCAGCCCAUAAGGGCUACACAGACUGCGUGAGCGACCUCAUAAUGAAGGGCGCCUCCCUCGGGAUACUGCAGAACGGCGAGACGGUUCUUCAUGCAGCGGCUUUGUUCGGUCAUCUCAAAGUGGUCAAACAACUGAUUGAAUCCGGGUCAGAUGUCACGCUCAAAAACAAGGAUAACGUCACUGCAGCUGAGAUGGCCAAGGACGCAGGCUUCGACGUCAUCGCGGAGUUCCUCACACAGACUGCAGCUGCGAAAUCGUAAACUUGCAACAGAACUGUGAAAGAAUUGGAAUAGAACUGCAAAAGAACUGCGUAAGUACUGUAAAAGUACUGUAAAAGAACUGCCAAAGAACUGUAAAAGAACUGCAAAAAAAACUGUGAAAGAACUGCAAAAGAAACCGUUAUAAACAUAGCACCAACCUUGCAAACGCUUUGCAACAUUUUUGGACAUGAGACUGCUGUCUAGGUGCUGCUGUUGUCGGAGGCUAGCGAGCAGGAAAUGGGCAACCUGUACCAAAAAUAACCGCAAAGAUCCAGUCAUGGCUUGUGAGCAGUUGCUGAUAAUAAUGUUGAUGCAGCAAUGACUUGCUAAAUGACUUUUUGUCAUUAGAACAUUGUUGAAGCUCUUCGUUUUAACGAAAAUAUCCAUCGUCCAUAUUUGGUUGGAACAAGUGGAAUGCCAUUUGUAAGAGCUAUUCGAAGAUUCGUCAGUAUUAACGUUUGCUAAACACAAGGCAAUACAAGUAGCUAGGAGUUGGUGCAUCGUUAAUGCAAUUUCGUUACGUGGUAUAUCACAAUCCCACAUGGUAUAAAAGUUCGCAUUGUUUGGAAAAUUAUUCAGAAGUUUUGCAAAUUAAAAUCUUUUGAUUUUGUCUUCUAAAUCAAGCGGCAACAACAGUAAGUUAUUGUGACAUAUUUCAUGACAAUGUUGGUCUUUCCGGGGGAAUUCCUCUCCUUUUCCCAUCAUACUAUUUGUCUCUUGCUCUUCCUGUUUUCAUUUCUGUUCAUGUUUCAUCGUCUUUCUUUAGUCAUCAUCUCCUCCUAAUUGGUUAAAUGAUACUUUCUGUAGAGGUUAGUCUUCUAAAGAGUUCAUAUUGAUCGGAAUCGUAUUUAGACAUCCAGUUAGUCGCAAAGUGUAGGCACAUAUAGUUGCGAUUGAUAUCAAACUCAAGUUGAGUUACGAUCAAUUUAGAUAAAUCAAACGUUCUCUAUUAAAGACGGGAUAUUCUUCUUAUUUCUUUGUCGUCUGACUCUAUGUCGCUCUUCUUUUUUUAAAUCUUUCCUCACCCUUGUAAUCUCUA
Molecule: messenger RNA, 1885 nt
Organism: Strongylocentrotus purpuratus (purple sea urchin)
Lineage: Eukaryota; Metazoa; Echinodermata; Echinoidea; Camarodonta; Strongylocentrotidae
Product: ankyrin repeat domain-containing protein 29-like
Exons: 9
Coding region: 1-846 (281 amino acids)
Molecular function (GO): protein binding
Source: RefSeq, a predicted model, not a curated record